GAUCAAUUAGUGUCCCUGUCUGUUCCUCGUGAUUCCUCCCUGUCAAUUUCAAGAUGGCUGAUUUCGAAGAAGACCUCUUUUCAGUUUUUAAUGAUGUUGAUAGAAGCAAGAAAGAUGGAAAAACCGUAGAAGUUACAGAUUACGAUGAUAAAGAUUCUUUGAAGCGUAUUUUUUCCCAGCGUGGUGAAAAACGACUGCAUGGCGAGUGUGUGGAUGGUAAUUUAUUAUCAACGACACAAAAUGACGAGAAUUUAAAGAAAGUUAAAAGACAGGACGAUGAAAGUUCGAUAAUUGAUUCCGUUCCCAUUGUUGACAUCAUUACAGUAGAAACAUUUGAAGCUUGUACACAUGAAGUUGCUGUUCCACAAGGCAUAGUUUAUAAUGAAUUAAAAGUACCAACCACAAAACCUGCCAAGGAAUAUCCAUUUAUUCUGGACCCAUUUCAGAAAGAAGCUUUAAGUUGUAUAGAAAAUAAUCAUUCAGUUUUAGUCUCUGCACAUACUUCGGCUGGAAAAACAGUUGUGGCUGAAUACGCGAUAGCUUUAUCAUUAAGAAACAAACAGAGAGUAAUUUAUACAACACCAAUCAAGGCCUUAAGUAAUCAGAAAUAUCGCGAACUUUAUGAGGAGUUUCAAGAUGUCGGACUGAUGACUGGUGACGUCACUAUUAAUCCUAGUGCCAGUGCUCUUGUCAUGACGACAGAGAUUUUACGAAGCAUGUUGUACCGCGGCUCAGAGGUUAUGAGAGAAGUUGCGUGGGUUGUUUUUGAUGAGAUUCACUACAUGAGAGAUAAAGAGCGUGGUGUAGUUUGGGAGGAGACGAUCAUUUUACUACCUGAUAAUGUGCACUACGUUUUUUUAUCGGCAACAAUACCUAAUGCAAGUCAAUUUACUGCAUGGAUUGCCCAUCUUCAUAGACAGCCUUGUCAUGCUGUUUAUACGGAAUACCGUCCUACUCCUUUACAACAUUAUAUUUACCCUGCUGGGGGUGAUGGUCUGUUUCUUGUUGUUGAUGAAAAUGGUGCUUUCAGGGAAGAUAAUUUCCAGAAAUCCAUGGCCGUGAUUCAGGAAGGCCCUGGGUCUAGUCAACAGAGAGGAAGAAAAGGAGGAACUAAAGGACCAUCGAAUACAUUUAAGAUAGUAAAGAUGAUUAUGGAGAGAAAGUUUCAACCUGUCAUUGUAUUUAGCUUCAGUAAGAAAGAAUGUGAAGCAUAUGCUUUACAAAUGUCGAAAUUAGACUUUAAUACAGACGAGGAACGGAAAUUAGUCGAAGAGGUUUUUAAUAACGCUAUUGACUGUUUGUCUGAUGACGAUAAAAAACUUCCUCAGGUUGAACAUGUUUUACCUUUGUUAAAACGAGGCAUUGGAAUUCAUCAUUCUGGGUUGUUACCAAUAUUAAAAGAAACCAUUGAAAUAUUGUUUUCUGAAGGAUUGAUAAAGGCUUUAUUUGCUACAGAAACAUUUGCUCUUGGCUUAAACAUGCCAGCAAGGACUGUUGUCUUUACUAAUCCACGAAAAUUUGAUGGCAAAGACUUUAGAUGGAUAACAUCCGGGGAAUAUAUACAAAUGUCAGGUCGUGCUGGACGUCGUGGGUUGGAUGAUCGUGGGAUCGUUAUUCUUAUAAUUGAUGAAAAAAUGGGAUCAGAUAUUGGAAAAGGGUUAUUGAAAGGUAGUGCAGAUCCAUUAAACAGUGCAUUUCGCCUUACUUACAACAUGGUUUUGAAUUUACUGCGUGUUGAGGAGGUGAACCCGGAGAUAAUGUUGGAACGAUCAUUUUAUCAAUAUCAAAACUACGCUACUAUUCCUGAAAUGAUACAAAAGUUAAAGGAUUUAGAGACAAAGCGUGACGCCAUUGUUAUUCAUAAUGAAGAAUCCAUUGCAUCAUUUUAUAAAAUCCGACACCAACUGAAGAAACUUGGUGAUGAUAUGUUGGGAUUUAUUCAUCGACCAAAAUAUUGUUUGCCUUUCAUGCAACCUGGACGUCUGGUUCACGUAAAACAUGAAGAUAUGGAUUUUGAUUGGGGAGUUGUCAUAAAUUUUCAGAAAAAGGCAAAGCACAAGUCGGGAAAUGUUAGUGAUGAAACCCUUUACGUGUUGGAAGUUUUGGUUAACUGUUCAUUGAAACCAACUAAGACAGCAAGUGGAAACAUUCCUAAUCCUUGUCCACCGGGAGAGAAAGGCGAAAUGCAGGUUAUUCCUGUCUUAUUAAAGUUAAUUCAAGCUAUAAGUAGUGUAAGAUUAUAUAUUCCUAAAGAUAUUCGAUCUCUUGAUGCGAGACAGAAUGUUGGAAAAUCUAUACAGGAAGUAAAAAAACGCUUUAAAGAUGGUCUACCUUUAUUGGAUCCUAUCGAUGACAUGGGAAUUAAAGACGAAGGUCUUAAAUCAAUAGUUAGGAAAAUUGAAGCACUAGAACAUAAACUGUACACUCAUCCGAUGCAAAAAGAUCCAGAUCGUGAAUCUCUUUAUCAGUUGUGCGAGCAGAAAUCCAAAGUAAUUGUUACAUAUAAAGCAAGCCAAAAGGAGAUAAAAAAAUGUCGAACAGUUUUACAAAUGGACGAACUAAAGUGCAGAAAAAGAGUUUUACGAAGAUUGGGUUAUUCAACAUCAGCUGACGUUAUUGAGCUUAAAGGAAGAGUAGCGUGUGAAAUUAGCAGUGCUGAUGAACUCGUUUUGACUGAAAUGAUUUUCAAUGGGGUCUUUAAUGAUCUUACUGUUGAACAAUGUACUGCUUUACUUAGCUGUUUUAUUUUUCAAGAAAAGAGUUCAGAGAUGCCAAAAAUGAGCGAGCAAUUAUCAGGACCAUUACGGCAACUUCAGGAAACUGCCAGAAGAAUUGCAAAAGUUUCUCAAGAAGCUAAACUUGAUGUCGAAAUUGAAGAUUAUGUCGAGUCAUUUAAACCACAAAUAAUGGAUGUUGUUUACUCAUGGAGUAAAGGCGCUUCAUUCUCACAAAUUUGUAAAAUGACAGAUGUUUUUGAAGGAAGUGUAAUUCGUUGUAUGAGACGAUUGGAAGAACUUCUAAGACAGAUGUGUCAAGCUGCUAAAGCAAUUGGAAACACUGAAUUAGAAAAUAAAUUUGCUGAAGGGAUAACGAAGAUCAAAAGGGACAUUGUAUUUGCUGCCAGCUUGUAUCUGUAAUAGGCAGUGAAACUAAACGAGCAGAGAUUUUAAGAAAGGAUUGAGGUGUCACAUGGAGUUAACAAGAUGAAGCCCCUGGAAAUGUUUCAUGAUACGGGAUAUCUUAUGCAGAUUGAUUGAUCACCAAUGUUUGUAUAAAUUGUGGAUUAUAACAAAGGAUGUAGAGAGAUACAGAAUGAAAAUGAACCAAUAAUGGCCUUUGACAAGAGUCGAGAUAUCUAGUUAAAUAUCUCGAUAAUGAUCACCAAAACAAUUCAACCUCCAUCUAUCUUUUCGUUUUUCCUGUUAUAAUCUUCUUUUAUAUUUAAAAAAUUGAUUUCCUGGACAGAAAAGACUGAGGGAAUUGUGUAAUGUACAUGAUAUACAAACUUCACGUUUUUCAUAAGUAAACCAAAAUUUUUAUGCGUUAUAAUUAAUGAAUUUUUACUGAGUCAGUCAUUCGUUGUAACUACAUAAAUCGUUGAUUGCCUCAAUUACGAUGUUUCAUUUUGCAAAUAGAUGUGGUGUGAAUUCCCAGGAGCAGA
Molecule: messenger RNA, 3661 nt
Organism: Xenia sp. Carnegie-2017
Lineage: Eukaryota; Metazoa; Cnidaria; Anthozoa; Malacalcyonacea; Xeniidae
Product: exosome RNA helicase MTR4-like
Exons: 30
Coding region: 54-3137 (1027 amino acids)
Biological process (GO): RNA catabolic process; maturation of 5.8S rRNA
Cellular component (GO): nucleus
Molecular function (GO): RNA helicase activity; RNA binding; ATP binding
Source: RefSeq, a predicted model, not a curated record